Molecule: messenger RNA, 720 nt
Organism: Trematosphaeria pertusa
Lineage: Eukaryota; Fungi; Ascomycota; Dothideomycetes; Pleosporales; Trematosphaeriaceae
Exons: 1
Source: RefSeq, a predicted model, not a curated record
CUGCCGUCCCUGCUCCGCUACGUCGACCAUGACCUCAUCCGCGACACUUCUCUCCAUAACAAGCCACCUACGCCUGACGCCAUGUGCCGGAUCUGUGGCCACCAGCACAAUCUUGCUCCCAUUUCCACAACGUUCCUCCCUCUCACACCCUGCGGCUGCUGGAUCCACUACCGCUGCUUCAUAUGGUGGGUGACACGCGUCACGGAGACAAGGGCCAGCUGUCCCAUCUGUGGGAUUAAGCUUGCCGAGUGGGACGGCAUUGGGGCGCUCACGCUCGCCACGCGGACCGGCUUCGAUAUGCAGGACGUACAGUUCGCGCCUUACGCCUGCUACACGGAUGUCGACACUCAAUUCGUGGUGAACUCCGAUAGCACCGAAUACAUAUGCGAGUGCCAGCUUAUCGAACAGCUCAUCGGCAAGCACUUCUUCCAUCAGCUCCACCUCGCGCAGCAGUCGCAGCCGCCCAAGUACACCGACAGGUCGCCGGACCUCACGCAAUGCUACUACAAUGUGCUCGACGAACUGGACAAGAUGAGGCGGCCAAGGGCGAAGUGGCUGCGCUGGAACACGAGUUCGGGCUUCUUUCUCUUCGGAAUGCUGGUCGCGAUCAAGAUGAGGAGAUGGCUUGUGCAGGAACAUGGGCGCAUUGUGCAAACAGAUGGGUGGAAGUACUUUAUUGCUGGCUGGGAUGUGCUGCAGGAGAAGUUGUUGGAAGAGGUG